This is a messenger RNA of Heterobasidion irregulare TC 32-1, 228 nucleotides long. RefSeq lists its product as uncharacterized. The coding region runs from base 1 to 228 and encodes 75 amino acids. The transcript has 4 exons. Lineage: Eukaryota; Fungi; Basidiomycota; Agaricomycetes; Russulales; Bondarzewiaceae. The record is from RefSeq and is a predicted model, not a curated record.
AUGUCUGCAGCUGAAGAAACCCCCCCAAAGGUUGCCGAUGAGCGUGAUGAGCUCCAUGGCGGGAUAGAUCCCGCCCAAGACCAGCCGGCGCACACAGCCUCAACGGCUUCUGACGGAGAGCCCGCAAACCUCCCAAAGCCUCCAGUCACGGACGGGUAUGUGCCCUUCAAACCGAGAGGAAAGCCGAAGCAACCCAUCAAGGCCAUCCCACCGCCCAAACCUCGCUAG